This is a messenger RNA of Hibiscus syriacus, 995 nucleotides long. RefSeq names its product mucin-2-like. Lineage: Eukaryota; Viridiplantae; Streptophyta; Magnoliopsida; Malvales; Malvaceae. The transcript is spliced from 4 exons. The record is from RefSeq and is a predicted model, not a curated record. Bases 48 to 995 code for a protein of 315 amino acids.
AUUGGUCUUCCUCUUUCUAUAUUAUUCAGCAAAUAGAUUUUCAAGACAUGAACUCAAGAUUUGUUCAGUUUCUCUCAAUCUUUCUCUUCCAUGUUUUCCUCUAUUCAGGUUCAAGUGUUUCGUACAAACCUCCUCCCCAAGAAAACAAUCCAAAACAAAACAUUAGGGUACUCUUUGCCCCUUCAAUUUCCACUUCACUACUAGACAAUGUCCCCGUUGUUAACCCAACUCCUCCAGGCAGCACCUCAUCUCCAGCAUCCCCCUCAACUGAGCCCAUCACCAACCCUACUACCCCCGUUACCACUCCGACAUUACCCGACACGAAUCCCUCCCCUACCAUCCCUACCCCGACAUUACCCGACACAAAUCCCUCCCCGACCAUCCCCACCCCGACAUUACCCGACAAAAAUCCCUCCCCGACUCUUCCCACUGUCCCAACCACUACUCCAUCAACAUCGACUCCGCCGUCGUCAUCGGGAGGGACGUGGUGUGUUGCAAAUCAAGGUGCUUCACCAACCGCACUACAAGUAGCUCUAGACUAUGCUUGUGGUUAUGGUGCAGACUGCUCUGCAAUUCAAACUGGUGGGAGUUGUUAUGAACCGAACACUGUUCAAAAUCAUGCUUCUUAUGCUUUCAAUGAUUACUACCAAAAGCAUCCGGAUCCGACCAACUGCGUUUUCGGAGGAGCAGCUCAGCUCACUAACACCAAUCCAAGUACUGGAAACUGUCAAUACGCAGCAUCCUCGUCAGCAGGUGUGAAUCCACCAGCUAGCAAGACACCACCAACCACCAUGUCCCCACCAAGUACCACCACCAUGGCUCCACCCUUCAGCAUGACCCCGCCAACGUUUACUGGGCCAGGUGGAGACACAGUUUAUGGUUCAGCAGGACCUACCGGACUCCCCAAUUCAGCCAUCUCAGUGUCAUUCUGGUUUUGGCCUAUCUAUAUGACGAUAAGUCUGAUGUGGUUGCUUGUCGCUGCAAACAUACUCUAG